AUGAUUGACAGUUGGAGGCAUGGCCUGGCCCAGCCUCCUGACGUGGCUGUCCUUCCUACAGUCGAUCCGGAACCAGAUGGCCACCAGCUUGGCGCGCCUGAAGGAGCUAGAGGAGGAGGUGAAGCAGAUCCCCGCGCUGCAGAACCGUGCCAUCCUGGGUGCUCAACAACUCCAUUAGCAAACCUGUGCGGUCCAGCCAACAGCUCACUAACGCACUCAACAUUAUCCAGCGAGAAUGGCUCAAGAACCGUGCCAUCCUGGGUGCUCAACAACUCCAUUAGCAAACCUGUGCGGUCCAGCCAACAGCUCACUAACGCACUCAACAUUAUCCAGCGAGAAUGGCUCAAGGUCCCCAGCCAGGACACUGACCCGCAUACAGUGGAGGAUGACAUGGAAGCCUUCGAGGACUACUCCAAGAACCUCCUGCAGAAAGUGGUGAACCUGGCCAAUGUCAACGUACAUAGGCUGUGGUGGUGGUGGUGGUCAGUAGUGGAACGUUGCAGUCCCUCUUUCACUGUUUUGGGCAACACCGCCGUGCACUACGCCAUCUCCCACAGCAACUUUGACGUGGUGUCCAUGCCGCUGCUCUCCCUGGCUCAGAUCCCAGACCCAGUGUGGUGCAGUACCUCUUCCAGCUUGGUGACCUCAACAUCAAGGCCAGCCAUGUGAGGGACAAUGAGUGGAGGGACUGUACCGGAUGUGUGUUUUGUGACACGUGCGUGUCACUGCUGAGUUCACGCGGCAGGAACCGAGCGCGCUCCCCGUGACACGCACAUGCCAUGGUUAUAAGCUGUGUGUAUUGAGGGCUCUCAAGGCCUUGGUUUCUGGGUUAUUUCUACCCACGUGGUGGCAAGUGUCUGUGUUUACAAACAUAAGGCUGCAGCUAUUCGUGGGACGGUUUGAAAUGUCAUAAACUUUGACCAAUGAGUUAUUGUCAGUGCUGUAAAAUCUAUGAACAUGAAUGUCAUCAUAACUACAAUAUGUAAUGAAUUAAAGCAAUAUUUAUAUGA
Messenger RNA from Portunus trituberculatus (swimming crab), 1010 nucleotides. Its product is annotated as KN motif and ankyrin repeat domain-containing protein 2-like. The transcript is spliced from 7 exons. Gene Ontology annotation, biological process: negative regulation of actin filament polymerization. The coding region runs from base 1 to 669 and encodes 222 amino acids. Gene Ontology annotation, cellular component: cytoskeleton; cytoplasm. Lineage: Eukaryota; Metazoa; Arthropoda; Malacostraca; Decapoda; Portunidae. The record is from RefSeq and is a predicted model, not a curated record.